CUUCGCGCACAGUAAGUCCUUUUCUUGUUGGCCGUUUCGUUGUCGUUGACGCUUCGACUAAGUUGAAUUUAAAUUCCAACACCAAAAAAUAAAAAUAAUAACACAACAAAAAGAAAAAAAUUAAACUUUUUUUUUUGUAUAAACUUAUAAAACUCGUUGUACUUGUUUCCGUUUCAGUGUGUGCGUGUGUGUGUUAGCUACUCUCUCUCUCUCUUUAUUUCUCUCUCGUACUCUCCAUCUUCAUCGUCUCCAAAAUAUUUUUGUUCAAACCAAAAGACCGAAGGAACCUACACUGUAUCCACAUCGACAUCGUGUGUGCUCCACCAAAAGCCUUUGCGCCGCCGUGUGUACUUAACCAUCAUCAUUGAGAGUGAGAGAAAAAUCUUGUUAUACUGUCGUCAUAAUUACCAUUUUUUGUUUUUGAAUUGUUUAACGAAACAAAAUGCACAAAUAGAAAAUUUUAAUUGUUUGUUUAACAAUCUCUUAUAUUUACUGUGUGACUUAAAAGGAACAACAACAAAAAACAAAGUAGUUAAGUAAAUUGGAACCCACCUGCUGUUGCUAGAAGAACGAGGAGAACGAACCAACAAAGAACGUCUACAUCACCAAGGUAGUAGUCCUAAGAACAUAGAGCUGCUGACGAAAGAUUAUAAUACAGAGAAACAAGUUUAAACUUGGAUAAGAGACAAGAAACUGCAUCAACAUGAAGCCCAAAUCAUCAUCUCUAAAUGUGCGAGUUACCACAAUGGAUGCCGAGCUGGAGUUCGCCAUACAGACGACUACCACCGGCAAACAGCUCUUCGAUCAAGUUGUUAAGACUAUUGGACUACGUGAAGUUUGGUUCUUUGGAUUGCAAUAUACUGAUUCAAGAGGUGACUUGACAUGGAUCAAAUUAUACAAAAAGGUUAUGAAUCAAGAUGUAAAGAAAGAAGAUCCCCUACAGUUCCGCUUCAGAGCCAAAUUCUAUCCCGAGGAUGUGGCCGAAGAACUGAUCCAAGACAUAACUCUGCGUCUAUUUUAUUUGCAAGUGAAAAAUGCCAUAUUGUCUGAUGAAAUCUAUUGCCCGCCCGAGACAUCAGUUCUGCUAGCAUCGUAUGCCGUCCAGGCACGCCAUGGUGAUCACAAUAAGAGCACCCACACUGCUGGUUUCCUAUCGAACGACCGUCUUCUUCCGCAACGUGUCAUUGAUCAGCAUAAAAUGUCCAAGGACGAAUGGGAAGCGUCAAUAAUGACCUGGUGGCAAGAACAUCGCGGUAUGUUGCGCGAAGAUGCUAUGAUGGAGUAUCUGAAAAUUGCCCAGGACCUAGAAAUGUACGGAGUGAAUUAUUUCGAAAUCCGCAACAAGAAAGGAACUGACUUGUGGUUGGGUGUUGAUGCAUUGGGUUUGAAUAUCUACGAACAAGAAGAUAAAUUGACUCCAAAAAUUGGAUUCCCAUGGUCUGAGAUCAGGAAUAUUUCUUUCUCAGAGAAGCGUUUUAUCAUUAAACCAAUUGAUAAAAAAGCGCCAGACUUUGUGUUCUUUGCGCCACGCGUUAGGAUCAAUAAGAGAAUUUUGGCCUUGUGUAUGGGCAACCACGAAUUGUAUAUGCGUCGUCGCAAACCAGAUACAAUUGAUGUUCAGCAAAUGAAAGCACAAGCAAGGGAAGAGAAGAAUGCCAAGCAACAGGAACGAGAGAAGCUGCAAUUGGCUCUGGCAGCCCGUGAACGCGCCGAAAAGAAACAACAAGAAUACGAAGACCGUCUUAAGCAAAUGCAAGAAGAAAUGGAACGCUCACAAAAGGACCUCAUGGAGGCCCAAGAGAUGAUUCGUCGUCUUGAAGAGCAAUUGAAACAAUUGCAAGCGGCAAAGGACGAGCUCGAACUCCAUCAAAAGGAGCUACAAUCAAUGUUGCAACGUCUCGAAGAGGCUAAACAUAUGGAACAAACCGAGAAGAUUAAACUCGAAGAAGAAAUCCAAGCUAAACAGGCUGAAGUGUUCCGAAUUCAAGAGGAAGUCAAUGCCAAGGACGAUGAAACCAGACGGCUGCAAGCUGAAGUCGAAGAAGCUAGGCUCAAACAGGCUGAAGCUGCUGCUGCUCUCUUAGCUGCAUCAACAACACCCCAACACCAUCAUGUUGCUGAAGAUGAGAAUGAUAAUGAAGAAGAAUUGGCCAACGGUGAUGUUCAUGGUGGGGAUGUAUCAAGAGACUUGGAUACUGAUGAACACAUUAACGAUCCAGUUGAGGAUAGGCGUACGUUAGCCGAACGAAAUGAAAGGCUUCAUGAUCAAUUGAAGGUUUUGAAACUAGAUUUGGCACAUUCUCGUGAUGAGACCAAGGAGACGCUCAACGAUAAGAUUCAUCGUGAAAACGUUCGUCAAGGUCGUGACAAAUACAAGACACUCCGAGAAAUUCGAAAGGGCAACACGAAACGUCGUGUUGACCAGUUUGAAAACAUGUAAAGUGCUUAACUCACCCACAAACCAACAAAAAACUAAAAACAAAAACUUAAACACAAAGUAAAAAGUAAAAAGUUAAUAAAAUAUUUAAAAUUAAAACAAAAGAUAAAAGAAACAUUAAAACGCCAUUGCAGUCGUCCAGUUAUAUAAAGAAGAAAAAAUUGUUAGUCGAAAAUAUAAGUAAAUAUAGUUUUUAUUUAAUUACUAAUUCAGAGACAAAGUCAAUGAAACUAACAACAAACAAUGAAAUAAAAAAAAAUACAAUAUUAUUAACAAAAAAAAAAAGUUUACUUUGUUUUCAUUAAAAAGAAAAAAAUAUUUGUAUUACAACAUAUGUAAAAAUAAUAAUUAUAAAAGGAAUGUGUUUUGUUUUUAUUAUUUUCUUUAUCAGAUAUAUAAGCAUUCAAAUAUUAUAAACAAAGUAUUUGAAAAAAAAAAACAAAUAAAGACUAAAUAAAAUAAAAUCAGUAACGUGAGUGGAACAAUAUAAAUUUUUGUACUUGCUAUCAACAAAAAAAAUUAAAAAAACAACUUUUUAUAUAAACUUUUUUACAUGAUAUUCUUAUUAAAAAAAAAAAAAAACAAAAAACAAAUACAACUGAAUCAAAUAAAUUACAUUCGCAGCACUAAAGUAAAAUAAAAAAAAGUCUAUUCAACAGCAGCAGUGUAAAAUAAUAAUAUAUCUCUGUACAAAACUACUAACGAAAAAAUAAUAAAUUAAAACGAAAAAAAAAGAACUAGUAUUAAAUGAAGUUUAUAAAUCAUACAAAACCUAUAAUUAUUAUUUUUAAAUAAUAAUAUCGUUCUUCUUAGAUAGAUAUUAUGAUUUUUUAUUAAAUUGUUUAUUUUACACAGUUGGGGAAUUUAUAUCUUUCUAUUAUUAUUAUUACAUAAUUAUAAUGUUCAUUUGUUAUAUUAAUGUGUUUUUCUUCUCUUCGUCUUGUCUUAUAUCGUUUUCUUUUUAUUUGUUUGUAUUUUUUUUUAGGGUAGUGAAUAUUGUGUACAGUUCUCAAUAUUUGUUUCCUCUUAUACAUAAUAAUAAUAAUAAUAUUUACCACUAAACAAAAUAUAUAGAAACUUAACAACACUUAGUGUCACAGUAAGAUGAAUUAAACAAAAAAUAAAUAUAUUAACUGAUGCAUUUUUUUCCAUUAAAAGUUAUAAUGAAUAUUUUUCUGUGUAAUUUAAUUUUUAAAUAAAUAAGUACGUUUUUUUGUUAAUGUUUGGCCAUGUUACAAGUAAAAUUUUUUGUCGAGCUUAAAAUAAAUUUUUCGUCGAUAUGUAUAACCAACAAAUAAAGUAUAUAAAUAUAAAUCAUUUUUAGGUUUUCAUAUUUUUUUCUUAUAAAGAUACUUAAAUGCGAACGCUCAAGUAUUUUUAUUUAAUAUUUAAAAGUUAUUUUUAUUGUAUUAUUUUUUUCUUUUGAAAAUAAUAAAAAAAAACAAAAAUCUAAGAAAGAACGUUGUAUGUUUCACAAAAACUAAAAGAGAAAGAUGAUAUUUGGCUUAAGUUUUAAAAUGGAACGGUAUUCAAUCAAAUAAACAGCAACACCAACUUGAAUGAACCUAAAUAUUUUAAUAAAAAAGAAGUAAUAUUUUGUUAAAAACAAA
Messenger RNA from Eupeodes corollae, 4047 nucleotides. RefSeq names its product moesin/ezrin/radixin homolog 1 (gene Moe). Bases 704 to 2440 code for a protein of 578 amino acids. Gene Ontology annotation, cellular component: apical part of cell; plasma membrane; cytoskeleton. Gene Ontology annotation, molecular function: cell adhesion molecule binding; actin binding. Lineage: Eukaryota; Metazoa; Arthropoda; Insecta; Diptera; Syrphidae. The record is from RefSeq and is a predicted model, not a curated record. The transcript has 7 exons. Gene Ontology annotation, biological process: positive regulation of early endosome to late endosome transport; regulation of organelle assembly; regulation of cell shape.